CCUGGAUUAUAAUCGAUUGAUUGCCCAAACACCGUCCAUUGUGAAAGGAACCCAACAUUUUGUUCUUGAAAUACCACGCAAAAAUGAUUCCUAUUUCCCUAGACCAAGCAGCCCGGGAAAUUGCGGACUGGGCCGCCUAUGGCGCUCAAGAAACACUGGACGAAACCGGAAACUUUUCGGCCAUCAAUCCGGUCAUGGGUAGAAUGAACUGUGUGGUUGUCUCCAUCGCGGCGCUUUUAGGGUUUAAUGCUGUCUCCUUUUGCCAAAUGGUCGGCAUCGAGCAUCCUGAAAAUGGAUACACUGAGGAGCAGUUCCAAGGCCUCUUGGAAUCGAUACAUUCAUUUUUCGGGCCUCGCCUGCAGAUGUGCAAAAUGGACUCUCUCGCAGAGCCGGAGCAAGGUCGUCGCGGCAAAAUAGCUUUUUUAUCGUGGGAUUCUGAAAAGCCUCCGCACCGACAAAUUCGCCACGCCGUUGUUUAUGCUGGAAACAGGUUUAGGGACUACCAACGCGACAGUGACGGAAGGGAUGUGUCGGAUAUGCUUCGUGAAAAAAGAGCGGAGCUUGACUUCUGUUAUUCUAUUGUGAUUGAUCAAUGUUAUAUUCCAAACAUCGCAGGAAGAACAAACAACAAUCCACAGGUAUCACCCAAGGUACCUGAGCAGGCGGCAAUAAUUCUCAGAGCAUUGGUUGAUCUUCAAGCCCAGUUAAGCUGGCUUGAAGACCGUUACUACAUUUUUGAGCGAUAUCUGAAUAUCUUUGUGCAGACAAACGCCAAAAUUCAAAAUAAUAUUUCUGUCAAUGAAAUGGAACAGGGAUAUUUUUGCUCCGCUCUUGACGAAUCCGUGUGUGCAAUAAAAGCUACGGUGGACGAAAUGCCUGAUCUUGAACCCUAUUAUAGGUUUUUUGAUCGCGAUUUGUCAUACGUCCUUGAGGAUGAGAAUAACCCUCCGGGCUGGGGCCCAGUUGAGAAUCCCUGGGAGGGAAAAACCACCAGUGCAAUGGCACUAAAUAAUAGGUUCCAGGUUUCUAGAGAGCAAUACAGAGUGAUCUCCAAUCCCGGAAUAGAUAACUAUCCAUCGCGAGUGGUCGAAGCAACAAGGUAUAUGUACCGUACACUGACUGUUUCUAUUCGUCCAGUCGCUUCCGAAAUACAUUGGAAAUUGGAUACUUUCUUAUAGCUACCAGUUGGCGGCCGUGGGACCGUGUAGGUCGUACGACCACGGUUGCAGCAUCUACCUGGCCAGGCGCCUAUGACCUCGCGCUCCUGGUGGUACACCACAGAGUCUGCGUCCCCAAUAAUACUACCGGAGUCGUCCACACCUCCACCGUUUAUGAUCAUGCUGACGACUGGCUGAUAUUGAUUUAAAGGCCCGGGUCCAUAAUCUGCAGUAAACCAUAGUGAUAUCCAUUGCUCAAGGACAGAGCCAUCAACGGUAUUAUCGGAAGCCUUAGAUACCUUUUCUGGGGUUAUACUCGCAAGAUUGGAUUUAAGGCUCUCUUAGAGGGAGUCCAUGGCUUAGUUAAGAAGUCGACGGAUUUGAUAUGUCUCGCAGAAUAUCACUAAAUCUAUAACGACGUCAGGGUCGAUAUCUUUUCCUAAAAUUAAUGGGUGGGUAUACAGCCAGAGAAAAUAUUCAUUGAAUGUCUCUACCUGAGCUUCUGGGAGGUGUAUUGUCUCAUCUGAUCCAACGAGCACCUUAAAUCACUCGCUUUGGACCGCACCAGGCAUAAUAGCAGGGAACGGCCG
Molecule: messenger RNA, 1747 nt
Organism: Aspergillus alliaceus
Lineage: Eukaryota; Fungi; Ascomycota; Eurotiomycetes; Eurotiales; Aspergillaceae
Exons: 5
Coding region: 84-1178 (364 amino acids)
Source: RefSeq, a predicted model, not a curated record